AUGUCAGUGCUCCAGUUGAUUUCAGAGGUUUCGGACUCUAAGGCCGCCCAAGUGCUUCUUUAUGCCGCUUUGAUUACUGGCGUUUACAAAAUCACCACUUUCUCGUUGGCCCUUGCCGCGUUGCUCGCCGACGCGUUUGUUCUUCCUCCAACGAACUUUGCCAAGUACGGUGCCAAGUCAGGAAAAUGGGCCGUGGUCACGGGCGCAUCUGAUGGAAUUGGAAAGGAAUACGCUUUGCAAUUGGCUGCCAAAGGCUUAAAUGUCGUGUUGGUGUCGCGGACAUUGGCCAAGUUGGAAAGCCUUGCCAGCGAGAUUGAAGAAAAACACAAGGUGCAGACGGCCAUUGUGGCCUUUGACGCUUCCGAGGACAAGGAGGAAAACUACCGUCAGCUCAGAGAAACCAUUGCCGACUUGGCUGUGACUGUUUUGGUCAACAAUGUUGGCCAAUCGCACUCGAUUCCUGUGCCAUUCUUGGAAACUGACCCUAAGGAGUUGACGGACAUUGUCACCAUCAACAACCUAGUCACGUUGAAAAUCACUCAGACAGUGGUGCCAGUCAUUUCAAAGACCGUGAAAUCCGACAGGAAAGCACGCGGCUUGGUUUUGACCAUGGGCUCUUUUGGUGGCUUGUUGCCUACCCCUUACUUGGCCACCUACUCUGGAUCGAAGGCGUUCUUGCAACAGUGGUCUGCUGCUUUGGCUGGUGAGUUGAAGCCGGAAGGAAUUGAUGUCGAGCUUGUCAUUUCGUACCUUGUGACUUCAGCCAUGUCCAAGAUCAGAAGAACGAGUGCUACAAUUCCAAACGCCAAGCAGUUUGUGCGUGCCACUUUGAAAAGCGUGGGUAAACGUGUGGGUGCCCAAGAUCGUUACGCUACUUCAACCCCAUACUGGUCUCAUGCGUUGAUGCAUUUUUUCAUUGAAAACACUGUGGGUGUCUAUUCGAGUGUGGCCAACAAGCUUAACUUCGACAUGCACAAGAGCAUUCGCGUGAGAGCAUUGAAGAAGGCUGCGAGAGCAAAGAAGGAGUAA
Molecule: messenger RNA, 1029 nt
Organism: Clavispora lusitaniae ATCC 42720
Lineage: Eukaryota; Fungi; Ascomycota; Pichiomycetes; Serinales; Metschnikowiaceae
Gene: IFA38
Product: ketoreductase
Biological process (GO): fatty acid elongation
Cellular component (GO): endoplasmic reticulum
Molecular function (GO): ketoreductase activity
Source: RefSeq, a predicted model, not a curated record